Molecule: messenger RNA, 1255 nt
Organism: Panicum hallii
Lineage: Eukaryota; Viridiplantae; Streptophyta; Magnoliopsida; Poales; Poaceae
Product: RPM1-interacting protein 4-like
Exons: 4
Coding region: 257-928 (223 amino acids)
Source: RefSeq, a predicted model, not a curated record
GGCCUCUCCCCGUCAUUUUCUUGGAGUUGUAGUCCUGCCGGCCGGCCUCACGAGGGUCGAUCAGCAAGCAAGCUAAUAGCCAGGGGCCAGUGGGAACAGACAGGAGCAUAAAUCCAUCCCCUUCUUCUUGCAGAGUUGCAGUUGCAGGCCGGCAGCCGUUCGAGACACUGCUUCAGAUACCGCCGGGCCUGAUCGAUCUCUCUCUCUCUCUCUCUCUCUGGCUCGCUCGCUCGCUCGUCUCGGCGCUGGGAACGCCAUGGCUCAGCAGAAGAACGCGCACGUCCCCAAGUUCGGCAACUGGGACAACGAUGGCAACGUGCCGUACACGCUCUUCUUCGAGAACGCGCGCAAGGGCAAGGGCGCCGGCGGCAAGAUGAUCAACCCCAACGACCCCACCGAGAACCCGGAAGCCUUCUCCAUCGCCGCGCCGUCGCCGAACCGCUCCGAUGCCGGGAGGUCGUCGCCGGCUCCUCCGCCGCCCCCGCGGCACGAGCGCCGCCCCAGCGACGCGCCGCCGCGGUCGCCCAACCCCUACGCCGGGUCACCGUACCACCGCCACGCCGGCGGCGAGCCGCCGAGGAGAGGCGGCGGAUACAGCGUCGAGCAGUCGCCGGUGCACCCGUACAGCUCCGAGAGCGGCGGCUACGGCCUCGUCGCCAACUCCGUCGAGCGGUCCCGGGCCAAGGGCGCGCGCGGCAAUGAGACGCCGACGAGGGGCUCGGCGGUGCCCAAGUUCGGCGACUGGGACUCGAACCCGGCGUCGGCGGACGGCUACACGCACAUCUUCAACAAGGUGAGGGAGGAGAAGCAGACCCAGGCCGGGAAGCCGGGGGCGUUCGACAAGGACGCCGCGCGUGGCAACGGCGCCAAGCAGCACGACGACGGCUACGUCUCAUCGAAGUUCUCAUGCUUUGGAUGGUGCAAAUAGAGAUGUGCUGAUGGAUGGUGAUGGAUACAAAUGUUGGUUCCUUUGGGGACUCCAAAUUUGGAGAAAGGGGAGGUUAUGAUUCAGCCUAGACUUCAUUCCAUUUCUGGGCCAUUAAACAGUCUCCACAAUCCUUUUUGUUAUAGCUUCACUUUUUUGAAGUGAUAUAUAGAGCUGUUCAUGGUUACUGUUAUGCUAGAGUAAGCAUUGCAUUGUUGUGUUGGUUCUUCAGUUUUGAAUUUGCAGCAUGUGUACCACAGGUUUGAACUCACUCUGAAGUGAAUGUACGAUAUUGGUGUGCGGGUUUGUUCUUGGCACGCUCAAAAGCUA